GCAAAAUAUGCGCGACAUCAAACAUUCUGGUGAUGGCACCGCACUUCAAAGACCCCGCCGAUCAAUACGAAGCAGAUUACGCUCGGAAAGCUUUACUCACGGCGGUUCCGGCUGUCGUAGAUGUACUUUAUUGCAUGUAAUGCGCAAUUGGUACGCACCAACCAAGAUUAUUGCACAUAGUAACGCUAAGGCAUUAGCCUGCUGCAUCAUCGAACCUACCAAGGCAAGGUACUGUACCUAACCGACCCCUCCACUCUCGCCCGACAAACACUUCCUGGGUCUACCAACCUACCUCAACCUUACCUUACAUGCCUUAGGUACAUUACCUGGUACCUAGUUUAGUUUCCACGUUUCUGUGAUUUGUGUUUGUGGUCAAAUCACCCGCGGGUUCCAAUAUACCAAAGAAGUACGACGUACUCGCAUAUUCCCAACUCACGAAACACGAAACACCCAAACUUAAUCCUCCCCUCCUCUGUGCCAUGCAAGGCUGCAGAAGCAAAGCGCUGCAGCGAGAACCAUGUCCGACGAAGUAUCGAGCUUCUUGCGAGACGUGGAGCAGUUGAAGGGACGCCGCACCGAAGAGGACGAAGCUAGGUCGAGGGAACUCGAGGAGAAGAUACUACAGGAGAGGCGUGAGAGGCAAGCCCGCCGUGAAGAGCGAGCAAGGUCCAUCUCACCACAGAAAUCCUCACCUGCAAACACUCCCCCGCCCUCGUCGCACCGAAACCAUAAAUCAUCUCAGGCAUCCCUGGAUGGUAUGAGCCUUGAGAAACCACCAAAUUUUCGAGUUCCGGAUACCGCGAAUGCCUCCAAUGAGGACAGAAUGGGCUCCCCCGAGUACCACCAGUCUACAUCUCCUACCAAAGAGAACAACUCGCCAUCCGACAUCGAUUCAAAAUCUGCGAGCAUGAUGUCUCCCACCGACGCAACAUCCCCGACACGCACACUUUCAUGGCAACGAAGACCACCUUCGCGUGGUGCUGAUCGACCAAAGAGCCGCCCCCUAUCCGUGUUCGCCGCCGAAAACGCAGUCGCUCGGUCUUCGGCUGAGCAACCCGAUUCCACACCGUCUCGAGAUCAGAUCGCGCAGUCUCUGGCAUCCAAGGACCCUGCGUGGUUCCGACAGACCGCAGACCGAGGGCAGAGCUCGCCAGCCUACCGUCGGAGUCAAGUCGAGGAUGAUUCGGAAAUAACAGAUAUGUCUGCUUUCAAGGUAGAAAUGCCAGGCAUGUCCUCGCAAUCCUCCCAGGCGUCGGCCGAUCAAAAACCGCAGUCGACUUCGACUCAUGCAAGGACCGGCUCGGCCCUGUCCCUCGGACCUCUUCAGAGGUUAGAUCCUCCGGGGGCGGAUGCCUCGCGAGAUGGCGAUUCGCCAACUCAUGAUCGAUCAUCUGUCGCAUCACCCACUCUGGGAGGACGUCGUUCCCCAACUAGGCCACUUUCCCCGACCAAAGGCAUGGGUGGCUUUGUGCAGAGCGCCAUGAUGAAAAGGACUGAUAGUGUCAAGAGGUGGAGCGUGAGUUCGCCGACUGGUUUGCAGCGCGCCGACACGGUCACGUCACACCGGAAUAGCGUUUCGGACUUGAAUCGUGGCGGCCCCCCUCAGUCAAACUCUCGACCGGCUAGCUUCUACCAGAGUGUCUCGAGACCGUCAUCACGCCCUUCAUCCAGACCGACUUCCAGUCACGCCAACGAUGCUGCGUCUCCGCCGGAAGCGAGUGCGAGUGGCAGCGGCGAGGGACCACCGGAGAGCAUCGAAGAGAAGAACACAGACAAGGAUGCCGAAGACAAGACGACGCCGCCGACAAGUCCAUCCAAGACUAUGGACCCCAGGCGUUGGAGCCCAUCCAAGAAUUCGAGUUGGCUGGAGGCAGCGCUUAACAAGCCAGACUCGCCGAAGCCGAAGCCGGCCCCACCAACAAGCUCACAGCCAGCUUGGAUGGUCGAGUUGAACAAGGCCAAGGCCCAGAAGGCUAACAAUCCCGAUGCUGAGAUUGCCCGCACAUCUUCAGUGAAGCAUGAGGUAAGGGUGGGCGGCCUGAUGCGUGCUCCACCCAUGGGUACAGGUGUGAAGCCAACACCGCUCCCCGGUAAGCUUCACUCCCAAUCAAUCUCAGUGGGAGGCGGCGAGAGGUCACCUGUCCCCAGUCUACGCAACCGCUUCUCCAACCCCGCGUUUACGUCAGAAGAUGGUGGCCAGGCCCAGGGUGCUGAAGCCGCCGAGAGGAGGGUUGGCUCUCCUGCUUUUGGCAAGCUGAAACCCGAGACACCACCAAAGAAAGAUUUCAGAGGUACUCUCAAAUCUUUCCAGCCUCCUCCGUCGGCUUCUCUUGGUGGAGAUGGCAACGAGCUCAAGAGCGUGUUCGGCAGUCUACGGAAGACCAAGACGCAGAAUUACGUUGCGCCAGACACCUUCAAGGACAAUAUUUUGCGUGGCAAGGACGCUCUCAAUGUGACGGGCGGCCCCAAACCCUCGGUACGGAAGGACGAAUUCAAGGAUGCCAUUUUGCAGAAGAAAGCCGAAUUUCAAAAGGCGAAGGAGGAGGGCCGCGGCGUUACUAGAGCGUCAGGCGACCCUCAAGAUCAACCGAUCCCAGAGGGGCUUGCCAAGGCACUGGAGCAGCGAGGUCGUCCAGGCACACUAGCUGCUACUAAGAAGGAAGCAGCGCCAUUCGAGCCCAGCCCCGAGACUACUCCCUCGAAUGCAAAGCCAGAAAGGAUCAGCAGCGUCCCUACCAGUGACCAGGAACCAGUCAGCGUUACUGCUAAACCUCACGGCAACACUGUACCCAAGGUCACAGGUGGUCGUCUUGCAGAUCGUUUCAACCCGGGCUUGGCCAAUCUCUUGGCCCGCGGGCCCCCUGGCGCCGGGGACCCGAAUAAAUCAUCGGACUCAAGCUCAGCGGCGGUACUCUCCGAGGAGCCUUCAGCCCCUGGGCCUCAGUUGACCCACAUGACUAAGGGUCGGGCGCGAGGACCUCGCAGGAAAGCGCCAACUUCAGUGGCUCGGCCAGUGCAAGCGCAGCCUUCCGAGCCCCAUAAGCCAUCUCAGUCACAACCAAAGCCCGAGCCAGCUCGGACUAGCCAGGAUGAAGGAAAUGUGUCGCAUGUUGGCAAUCCUGCGGUUAGAUCACCUACAAUUGUACAAGAGACUCAGAAAUCCCGGCCGAUAUCCGGAAGUUGCCAAGCGGGUCCGACCGAUGUGGUCAGCUUGGUAGACUCCUCCAUACACGCCGUGGCUACGGCCCAAUUACCGGCACCCGUAGGAAGUGUAAUAUCUUUGGUUGACUCAACGCGGCCACGAUCGCCAACUCGCAAGAUCCACGAACAAGUGGCCGCCCUGGCAGCUCGAAGCAAGCAAAGUGAGGCUGAUGCACCUGUAUCACAGCCAUCUUCCCCGAAGAAGUUGGACGUCAAACGCAUGUCAAAGUUUUUCGAUGAGCCAACCGAGGGCGAAGCACAGCGCCCACUUUCACCACAAAAGACCGGAGGGGCCCCGAGACCUCUCUCUCCACAAAAGACUGGUGGUAGACAAUUUCCAGAGGUAGAGGCGCCCCGAGCUCUGUCGCCGCAAAAGACGGGUGGUAGACAAUUUCCCGAAACAGAUGCGCCUCGGGCUCUGUCGCCACAAAAGACAGGCGGAAGACAAUUCCCCGAGGGCGAGGCACCACGUCCACUUUCACCGCAGAAGACUGGAGGGGCGCCCAGACCUCUUUCUCCGCAAAAGACGGGCGGCAGACAGCUCCCUGAGAUCCAAGCACCUCGAGCUUUAUCGCCACAAAAGACGGGUGGCAGAACAUUCCCUGAGAUCGAGGCACCGCGGGCUUUGUCGCCGCAAAAGACAGGUGGCAGUCGGUUCCAAGAAGGCGAACCUCCACGAGCUUUGUCGCCUCAAAAGACAGGUGGCAAUCGAUUCCAAGAAAGUGAACCUCCACGGGCCUUAUCACCGCAAAAGACGGUGGGUGGUCGAUUCGCCGAGGCCGAGACUCCUCGCCCACUCUCUGUGCAUAAGACAGGCCCAUGGCAGCAACCUGUUGCCGAGAUGCCACGCCCGCUCUCCCCUCAGAAGACCGGAGGGCGUAUGAUUUCGGACCAGGCAGCGGUGCGUCCUCUAUCGCCUCAAAAGACAGGCGGGCGUCGACUGCCCGAGGCACCUGUGUCGCCCUCAAAGGACGCUCAAGCUAGGAAGCCAAACUCUCCUUUUGAAGGUGCUUCUGCCACAAAUGAAAACCCAGUCAUUGAGAAUAUUCCACCAUCAGCACCCGAACUACAAAGGAGUGGCAUGCACUCGCGAUCCUGGUCUCAGAAUAAGAUUCGUCCGCUGCCCCUCCAGCCCCGGGAGGGCCCAAGUUCUCCUCAGCCAACGUCUCCUGUCCGCUCGCCAACCAAAUACGCCUCAGAGAUUGCGACGGAGCUCAACGAAUUCUUUGGCCGUAGCCGACCGAAACGUGAUUACAGCGUGGAUGCGGCCGAACUGUUGAUGCACCGCCCACCCGAGCCUGCAAAGGUCAAGACACAAUCGGUGCAGCUGUUCCGCAUCGACUCCGAUGGCAAGAAGCAGGCCGUUCCCGCUCACCAGGAAAGGAUGCUGUUCGAGCGCGAGAUGUACCUGUGCGGCCACACGUUCCUCGACGGGUCCGGACGCAAGACUUCUGAGGUCUACUUUUGGGCCGGCGACCAAGUUCCCCCAUCCGCCAUUGAAGACGCUCAGCUCUUCGUGGGUCGCGAGACGCGUGCUCUGGGCGGGAAGCUGAUUGGCUUCCCGCAAGGCAAAGAGACGCCUGAGUUUCUCCAGGCCUUGGGUGGGAUCGUAAUCGUUCGCCGCGGUUCCAGCAACAAGUACGACUCACUUGCUCCGAGCAUGCUUUGCGGUCGGCGAUUCCAGGGUCAGGUUACCUUUGACGAGGUUGACUUCUCCCCUCACAGCCUUUGCUCCGGUUUUCCUUACCUGAUCACACAGAACGGAAAAUGCUUCUUGUGGAAGGGGAAGGGAAGCGAUGUGGACGAGCUCUCGUGCGCCAGGCUGAUAGGUAUGGACCUGGCCCUGAUGGGUGAGCUUGUCGAGGUCGACGAUGGUAACGAGCCCCCCGAGUUUUGGAACAUAUUUGAUGGCCAGAUGCGGGCUGGGUCUGCUGAUCAUUGGCGACUGAAGCCAAACUAUCAAAAAUACUGCGGUAGACUGUUCCGCUCCGAUGCUGGUGAUCAGCAACAGAUUGCAGAGAUUUCCCCCUUCAGCCAGGUGGAUCUUGAUCCUGCAGGCAUAUACAUCAUUGACUGCUUCUUCGAGAUGUAUAUAGUUGUUGGGUAUGGUGCUCAACCCCAGUACGCCUCAUUCCGCAACGCACUCGACUUUGCGCAAGAAUACGCCAUACUUGCAUCCUCCAUGGAAGACCGCCCGUUUGUGCCCAUAUCGACCGUCGUGCUCGAGGGCAUCCCGAGGGAUCUCAAGAGCGUUUUCCGCAAGUGGAGGGAUGCCGCAAGUCCGACAAAGAUGAAUGCAGGUAGCAGCGGUUCAAGCAACGGCAACACACCUCUUGGAAGCCCUGGGUUGCAGAGGGGUCGGAGCCUGCGCAUCGUCCCGCUCAACCAAGCGCUUUUGGCGUUGGCCGAAUAGACGUGGCAUCGAACUUUUACAAAAGAAAUAAGAAAAAAAAGCCUCUAUGGAAAUUGUGCUGUACAUACCCGGCACUUGUCAUUUUAUCUUCUUUACAUCUACUUAUUCUCACAUAACCAUUUGUUACCGGCAGACUUUACGGCUGUCGGCUUGUUUUUUUUUCGCUUUUGUUCGUCUCUUUUCAAACGAAUUCUCGUACUCAUCUGUUCAUUGUAUUCUAUUGUGGUUUAUAUAUCGUCUAUGCAUUUUACCCCCGGACCAUGAACCUAGCACCACCUAUGGAUGCUGAUUGAGGGGCAAGCUGUGGAGGACGUCUCUUUGGUAUAUACAAUAGUUUACUGUGAUCGGAGCUCAUUCAGGUCGUGUUUUGGGGGCAUGGCAGUCUGUUUUAUUUGCUCGAGGGUCGGUCGAACGAAAGAAAAGAAAGAGAAAAGGAGAGAUAUCGAUCAUCCAGCGUGACGAAUAUUAUGACGGUGAUCCAUUAGAUGUGAGUCUAGUUCUUGUUGCUGUGCUGUGUAUGUCGAGUGGUUUUUCUGC
This is a messenger RNA of Pyricularia oryzae 70-15, 6151 nucleotides long. RefSeq lists its product as uncharacterized. Gene Ontology annotation, molecular function: phosphatidylinositol-4,5-bisphosphate binding; actin filament binding. The transcript has 4 exons. Gene Ontology annotation, biological process: barbed-end actin filament capping; actin filament severing. The record is from RefSeq and is a predicted model, not a curated record. The coding region runs from base 518 to 5614 and encodes 1698 amino acids. Lineage: Eukaryota; Fungi; Ascomycota; Sordariomycetes; Magnaporthales; Pyriculariaceae.